Camelina sativa (false flax) is the source of this 830-nucleotide messenger RNA. RefSeq names its product bZIP transcription factor 16-like. Gene Ontology annotation, cellular component: nucleus. Gene Ontology annotation, molecular function: sequence-specific DNA binding; DNA-binding transcription factor activity. The record is from RefSeq and is a predicted model, not a curated record. Gene Ontology annotation, biological process: regulation of DNA-templated transcription. Lineage: Eukaryota; Viridiplantae; Streptophyta; Magnoliopsida; Brassicales; Brassicaceae.
UAUUCCUCGUGAACUCCACGCCCCUUUCUUCUCCGUGAGGAGAAAAAAAACACAAACCAAUCAGCCAAUUUUUUUUUCUUGGUCAAGACAUUGAUUCUCACAACAAUCUCUGCAAUAAUCAAGCUCAGAGGUUCAUACCGCAUCUCAAAAUAUUGUGCUCAGAGUUUUCAGACAUUUACGGUCGUUUAGGAAGCUCUCGAGGGUUGUUUUUAGAAACUAGGGAACGUGAUAAUGGCUAGUAGCGAGAAUUUGGAGAAAUCGAGUAAAGAGAAGGAACCUAAAACACCGCCUUCUUCUUCUGCUGCUCUUCCCUCUUCACAGGAACCUUCGUCGGCUGUGAGUGCUGGCAUGGCUACUCCAGAUUGGUCUGGUUUUCAGGCAUAUUCUCCAAUGCCGCCACCUCAUGGUUAUGUGGCAUCAAGUCCCCAACCUCACCCUUAUAUGUGGGGAGUUCAGCAUAUGAUGCCUCCUUAUGGAACCCCGCCUCAUCCGUAUGUUGCAAUGUAUCCCCCAGGUGGCAUGUAUGCGCAUCCUUCAAUGCCUCAAUUAUGAGUCAGGAUCUGGACAAGACGGAAAGGAUGCAUCUGAGAAUGGCGGUUCUGCUAAUGGUCCCGGAAAUGGAAGUCCUGGUACACCUCUUCUACCGGUGAACCAGACCGUGCCAUCAUGCCAAUGACAGCUGCAGGUGUUCCAGGCCCACCAACAAAUUUAAAUAUUGGGAUGGACUAUUGGGGUGCCCCUACUUCAUCUGCUAUCCCUGGAAUGCAUGGGAAAGUAUCUACAACAGUUCCUGGAGUUGGUGCUCCAAUCACGCGAGAUGGUGGCCAUUC